CAAUUCAUUAUUCAUUCGUUCAUCUAAUUUAGGUAUAUCAAAAUUUAUUUUUACUGAAAUUCUAGAAAAUAGUGCUUUUACAUAGCAAAGAUUGUUAAGAUGAACGGAUUAGUGAGAUCGGCGCAUCGGUUAAUUCAAAACUGUGCAAAAAGUGCAAAUAUCACCGGUGUUCUUGUGCACCGGGCACAGGACCCCGUGAAACGUGAUUUCACGAGGGGGAUCUGGCACAUGAGCUGCUCCACCCGGCUGGGCUCCACCACCUGCUCGGGUCUCCUACACAACCAUUCCAACACAUGCAGCUGCGGCUGCGGCCUAAAAGCCCUUCACACGAAAGCCGAUCAGGAAGAUAAUACCGCUGAAAAACCCAAACCCCUUGGUGAACGAGAGUUGGUUGAGUUCCUUACAGAGGAGAUUGUGGCUGAACGCAAGGCACAGAAGCUGAAGAGCUUGCCGAAGGAGCUGGAGGGGUUCGCAGUCACCAGCCAUGGCGCCGAAGUCAUUCUCACCAAAAAACUUAAAGAUGAAACCAUCAACAUAACGUUCAACGUGAACCACACAGUGGACUCUGACGACUUCGGCGAGGGCGAGGCGCCGCCGGAGAAGCAGGAGUUCGCGGAGAUGAGGUCGAAGCCGCAGUUCGAGGUGGACCUGGUGCGCGGGGACCGCACUCUCGGGUUCACCUGCUCCUUCCUGCAGGAGCCCCCGCCAUCGUCUGCUGAUGAGUACAAUGAUGUGUUUGGCAUCGACGAGGUGACCCUGUACCAGGGCGAGUGGAACGACAAGGUGUACGCGGUGGCUGGAGACGUACUUGACGGGUACCUGUACGACCUGCUGAUGAACGUCCUCGAGGAGAAGGGCAUCAGCAACGACUUCGUCCAGAAGCUUAGCGACUUCUCUACUGCCUACGAGCAUGCGGCCUACAUCAACCUCCUCGAGAGCAUCUCCAAGUUUACCAUAGACAAGCAAUAGACAAAGAGGAUGCACUCACUUCCGGUUGUCUUUCUUUUUUCAACCAGUGUUGCCAGUUUAUGAUAGCAUUUAUGCUAGAAACAGCUUUAAAGGAAUUAGUUUAGUUGUGAACACAGUGGUGUGUGUUUGUUUAAUGUUAGUGUUAUGUUGUUAGUUUAUUAUAAUGUCUCAAUAAAUAUUAUUGAAAUUAAAAU
Messenger RNA from Plutella xylostella (diamondback moth), 1163 nucleotides. RefSeq names its product complement C1q binding protein P32 (gene P32). The record is from RefSeq and is a predicted model, not a curated record. NCBI's taxonomy places the organism in Eukaryota, Metazoa, Arthropoda, Insecta, Lepidoptera, Plutellidae. Gene Ontology annotation, biological process: cytosolic ribosome assembly. Gene Ontology annotation, cellular component: mitochondrial matrix.